AUGGAUGCGACUCUAUAUCUGAAGUUUUAUGUGGACAGAUUUUCUCUGAGCUCCUGCUCCAGGUUCCCCCUGCGUCAGUACCACUAUGUGGACUCGGCCAAGUCCUGGUAUGAGGCCCGACAGUCCUGCAGAGAGAACUUCACCGACCUGGCUACAUUUGAAAGCAUGGAUGACAUAAACAGGCUGCAACCCCCCUUCAAAAACACGCAGGCCUGGAUUGGGCUUUGGGAUGAUCCGAACGCUUGGCAAACAUCCAUGGGCAACCAAAGCAACUCCUGGAGAUGGUCGGCAACGGGGGAAACCAGCAAGACCGGGUUUAAGUCGUGGUAUUCCCCAAAUCCAGAUUUUUAUAGAGGCGGAGAAACAUGCGUGAUAAUAAGGAACAAAGGAGUUUGGGGAGACAUAGACUGUGCUUCCUCCCUGGGCUUUUUAUGUUUCAAUGUAACAGAACAGAACCAGAAAGUCUAUUUUUACAUUGGACAGUCCUUGUCCUGGAGUUCUGCUCAAAACUACUGCAGAGAGCACUACUUGGACUUGGCGAUGAUUGAGAACCAGGAGGAGAACACAAGGGCUGGCAGCGCUGCACCAUCCUCACCUCUGACCUGGAUCGGUCUGUACCGGGAGCCGUGGACCUGGUCUGACCAGAGCCACAGCACGUUCCGAAACAACAACCCCGCCGGCCUGACCAACCCCAGCGGCGGACACUGUGUGCUGGAGAACACGGAUGGUCACCUGUGGGACAACCAGGACUGUAGUGUGAAAAACAGGUUCAUCUGCCAACAAGGUGACGAUUCAGUCCAGGUUCCACACAGAACCCGGACUCUGCUGUGUGACUGUUUGUUCUGUUUGGCUCAGUUUCCAGGAUGAGAACCACCUUCAGGUUAAAACUCCUCAGCCAGGUGGACCUGAGCGAUCCAGCGGUGAAAAGCCAGAUCCUGCAGCAGCUUUCUGCUUUGCUCACAAAAGACGGAUGGAGCGACUUCAACCUGCAGUGGACAGUUAAACCCCAAAAAACUCCGUAGUGAUGCAGGGAUGGUCCUCCAGAUGACCCCCAUGUCCACAGGAAAAAAUGUCCGUAAACCAAGUAAAACCUUAGAGAUUAAGACGUUCCUCCCUUGAUACAACUGAAAAAAUCUGAACCAGCAGAAUUUGUCUUGGUGAAAUUUAUGUGAAUAAGUUUGAAGACCAAAUUGGAAAAAAUGUCAGCAAAGUUCAAGUAACUUUGAAAGAAUUCAG
Molecule: messenger RNA, 1236 nt
Organism: Oryzias latipes (Japanese medaka)
Lineage: Eukaryota; Metazoa; Chordata; Actinopteri; Beloniformes; Adrianichthyidae
Source: RefSeq, a predicted model, not a curated record